Zerene cesonia (dogface butterfly) is the source of this 834-nucleotide messenger RNA. Its product is annotated as phosphatidylinositol N-acetylglucosaminyltransferase subunit H-like. The transcript has 4 exons. Gene Ontology annotation, cellular component: glycosylphosphatidylinositol-N-acetylglucosaminyltransferase (GPI-GnT) complex. Lineage: Eukaryota; Metazoa; Arthropoda; Insecta; Lepidoptera; Pieridae. Gene Ontology annotation, biological process: GPI anchor biosynthetic process. Bases 164 to 757 code for a protein of 197 amino acids. The record is from RefSeq and is a predicted model, not a curated record.
AUUCGCCGAAACAAGUUCAAGAAAAUUUGUGCUGCAUAAUUUGAUUUUUAAAUGUGAAAUUUGAAAAAUGUUGUAUUGAAAUACAACAUACAAAAUAAUGUAGUUACUUUAUAUACAAGGGCAUGUUCUAAAGCGAGUCAAUUUAACGUGGUUUUCCGUGAAAAUGUGCAAAGUACUUGAUUUUGAAAAUGUGAAUGGCUUCCGUAUCUCACUAAAAGUCGAAAGCCGAAAUUUAUCACCGAUCUCUCAACGUUAUACAAUAUCAUUCAAAAACAAGGAACGACAUUCAUCCUGGCCUCUGAAAUCAUUGUUACUUGCUGUAUUAUUUAACAUUAUAGGUUUUAGUUAUGUUCGCAUAAGUUUAACCACAACCCUAGUAAUUUUUAUUGUUAUAGCCUUUUUGAUAUUCUUUUGGGUUACACAUACUGUACAAGAAGAAAGUGUAUUAGUGAUACCUACUGUGUGUGUACAAAGCUCUGUCAAGUUUGUAGUUGGUAGAGAGGAUAACUACAUUCCAUGGUCUAAUAUUGAUGAUGUUAUCAUAAAUGAAGUUGUCCAAAUGAAUCGUGUUUUAUACUUUCUAACAAUUCUAGUCAAAACUAAUGAAACUGAAGGCAACCCUAAACUAAUGCCAAUGUUUAAAUAUACAAAGCCAAGAUUGAUGAUGCUCCAAGUGAUAUAUAAUCAGAUACAAGCUCUGCUGUUGGAGUCUAGAAAUGAACUGACGGAGUUGGGAUCUGGUGAUAGGCAGUAUUAGUGUAAAUAGCUGUACAUUCUACUAGAUCAUUCCAAAGAAAUGUUGUUGUUUACGUUAUGAAUAAAUUAUAGAACAUA